Cladocopium goreaui is the source of this 2448-nucleotide messenger RNA. Lineage: Eukaryota; Dinophyceae; Suessiales; Symbiodiniaceae. The record is from the annotation of a GenBank genome assembly.
AUGUCCAUUAAGCUCCGGGAAUUGAUCCGAAGCAUUCGCGCAUGCAAGACCGCGGCAGAGGAACGGGCCGUCGUGGCACGGGAGUGUGCUUUGAUUCGAACGGCUUUCAAGGAGGAUGACAACCAAUUCAGGCACCGAAAUGUGGCCAAGUUGCUCUUCAUUCAUAUGAUGGGAUAUCCAACCCAUUUUGGGCAAAUGGAAUGCUUGAAGUUGAUUGCAUCCAGCAAAUUUCCUGAGAAGCGCGUGGGCUAUCUUGGUCUCACCCAGCUCUUGGACGAAAACACCGAGGUGCUCAUGUUGGUGACAAACUCCAUCAAGAAUGACAUGGCCAACGACAAUCAGUACGUCAACGGCCUGGCUUUGUGCGCUUUAGGCAACAUCGGCAGCAACGAGAUGUGUCGCGCACUGGCGCGGGAAGUGGAGAAUAUGAUGGCAUCUCCCAACCCCUACAUCCGCAAGAAGGCGGCGCUCUGCGCCAUGCGAAUUGUGCGAAAGGUGGAUGAGAUCGAGGACAAGUUCAACAAUAAGAUUGGAAACCUCCUUGAAGACCGCAAUCAUGGUGUGCUACUUGCAGGUUGCUCCCUAUUGACUGCUCUCCUGGAGGUCAACCCAUCCUACAUCAAGGAGUUUCGGCGCUAUAUCCCAGCACUCGUGAGGGCCUUGAGAAAUAUGGUCACCUCUGGCUACACCAAUGCUGCGGAGUAUGACAUCGCAGGCAUUACAGAUCCAUUCCUACAGGCCAAAGUCCUGCGACUCCUCCGGCUCUUUGGUGAAAAAAAUGCUGAUGCAAGCGACGAGAUGAACGACAUCUUGGCACAGGUUGCCACAAACACUGAGGGUACCAAGAACACUGGCAACUCCAUUCUGUACGAGUGUGUGCUCACCAUCAUGUCCAUUGAUGCAGAGAGUGGCCUGCGGGUGCUUGGAAUCAACAUCUUGGGGCGUUUCUUGCUGAGUCGGGACAACAACAUCCGUUAUGUGGCCCUGGCAACGUUGCAACGAGUGGUGAACGUGGACCAACAAGUCAUGCAGCGACACCGCAACACCAUCAUCGAUUGCUUGAAGGACCCGGAUAUUUCCAUUCGAAAGCGAGCACUAGAUGUGACCUAUUCGCUGGUGGAUGAAGCCAACAUCAAGAGCAUGACGAAGGAGCUUCUGAACUAUUUGUUGGUGGCAGAAGCCGACUUCAAGGAAGAGCUGUGUAGCAAAAUCUGCAUGGCCGUUGAGAAGUUUUCGCCCAACCGCCGUUGGCAGAUCGAUACCUUGAUCAAAGUCAUGUGCCUGGGUGGAAACUAUGUGAAGGAAGCGCAGCGAGAGAAGUUUUGCCGCGUGGUCGCGGCGACCCCGGAGCUGCAUUCCUACACAGUGAUCAAGCUCUACUUCAACAUGAAGGAAAGCCUGAGUCAAGAGGCCUUAGUACACGUAGGCGUUUGGUGCUUGGGCGAGUUCGGUGAUCAUUUGGUCUCCGGGAAAGCGGUGGGACCCGACAACCAGCCCAUCCGAGUUACACCAGGCGACGUCUUGGACCUGCUCUACGACGUGGUUCGGAAGCCCCCCACGGCGGAGCGGGCGGCGGGAACUCAUUGCCUAGUCACGGCGGCACUGAUUAAGCUAGUGACCAGGUGUCCUAGUGAAUUCGAGAAGAUCAGAAAACUGCUACGAAGAUUUGACUGCAGUCUUCACGUGGACCUCCAGCAACGCAGCUGCGAAUUCCUCGAGAUCCUGGGCGCGGACUGGGACUCGCAUCGCCCGGGGAUCUUGGAUCGAAUGCCGGUGCCUGAGAAGGAGAUCGGUGGUGCAGAGACCCGUGACAUCGGCGACGCCUCCAUCGACGAAGUGCCGCGCGCUUCGCGCGGCCCCGUGGGUCCUGUGGGUGGCGGUGGCAAGGAUUUGUUAGAUCUCAACGAUCUCUUGGACGGACAAGCGGCACCUGCCACGGGCGGCACGGGCGGCACUGCUGCCUACCCGGCCACUGGUGGUGGAGGGGGCGAUUUGCUGGAUCUUCUGGACGGCGGCGCCCCUGCUGCGCCCAGCCAAGCGCCGGCGCCGGCGGAAGGAUUCAUGGACAUCUUCGGCGGUGCAGGCGGUGCAGAGGCACCAACCAUGGUGGCCUUUGAAAAGAACGGACUGAAAGUGACCUUCCAUCCUCGCAAGGAUGCAGACGGUUCCGUCACGGUCUUGGCGAAGUUCUCGAACAGCUUGAACGUGCCCAUGACAAACUUCGUCUUCGAAGCCGCCGUUCCAAAGUUCGUGACGCUGACUAUGCAGCCGGCUACGGGACAGAUCUUGCCGCCCAAUACGGCGGAUUUGGUGACCCAAAGCAUGAGCUGCGUGAAUUCCAGCAAUGGCGAGAAAGCCUUGAUCAUGAAGCUGCGGAUUGGUUACGUGUGCAACGGCGCGCCAGUUCAAGAAAUGGGUCAAGUAGGUGGCUUUCCAGCUGGAUACUAG